AUGAUGCAAGCCACACCGAUCCCUGCGACGCCCGCGGAGCCUUACGCGUAUGUGAAGGAGCCCUUAGUACAAGUAGAACAGCCUACGGUCGAGGUACCGGAACCAGAGCCGCGAUUUCUCCACGAGCUCUCGUCCGUGGACCGUCUUUUCAUCAACAAGCGCCUCAGAGUGAAGAGCGUACUGUUUCUGCGGGGGAAGAAGAACAGGUUCUACGUGAGGACGCCUGAACAGAGUCUGGUGUACACCAUCGAGGAAGAAAAUAGCUGGUGGGUGGGCUACUUCUGUUACGGUCUCCGACCACUACAGCUGCACGUGAGAGACCAGACUGGAAAAGAGGUGAUGCGCAUCAACCGCCCCUACGCCUGCACAUCGAGAGUGUUACCGUGUCACCUGCAGCGUAUACAAGUGUUUUCUCCGCCAGGAACAAGUAUAGGCAGCAUUGAGCAGAUCUGGACGGCGGUGAGACCAGAGUAUGUUGUCAAGCGAGAGGACGGCGAGGAAAUCUUCUGGAUUCGUGGACCAAGAGUGACCAUCAGCUGCUUCCGCGACAUCAAGUUUCACAUCUACAAGGCGGAUGGAGCAGCCGUCGGGAGUACUUGCAAGCGCUGGCAGGGAUUACUGCAUGCUAUGUUCUUGGCACCUGUUACUGAUCGAUUUGGCGUCGCCUUCGAGAGAGAUCUGUCGGUUGAAGAAAAAGCGUUACUUCUUGCAGCGACGUUGUUGCUAGAUUAUAUGUACUAUGAUGUAUAGUUCAUUUAUAUUUAAAUAUAUUUUGGCAUUUUUAAUAUA
Molecule: messenger RNA, 789 nt
Organism: Melitaea cinxia (Glanville fritillary)
Lineage: Eukaryota; Metazoa; Arthropoda; Insecta; Lepidoptera; Nymphalidae
Product: phospholipid scramblase 1-like
Exons: 6
Coding region: 1-750 (249 amino acids)
Biological process (GO): plasma membrane phospholipid scrambling
Cellular component (GO): plasma membrane
Molecular function (GO): phospholipid scramblase activity
Source: RefSeq, a predicted model, not a curated record